UAGCUCGAUCGACGGGAUAUUUUAAAGAGCUAGAAUUGAUUCCCAUCAGUUUUCCAUAAGUUGUUUAGCGUUUCACUAGUCGAUAAGAGAGACUAUCAAAUAUAAUUUUCAAAGAAAACGUUAAAUAUUUUAUAAACGUUGCUCUGACGGUAUUGGCUAUCAACAGAAAGUUUAGAGAAGAGAAAGAGCAUUGCGGAAACGUUGUAGAAGCGUUUAAAAUCUAAGAGGAAUAGAAUCGAGAAAGAUCGUCUACAAGGAACGAGGAUAAAGAUAUGGCCUGUCUUAAAAGGCCACCGUUCACUACUCUGAUCGUUUACCUCGUCUACCUCCUGACACUCUUCGGUUCCUACUGUCAGAUGGCGCCAGCCGUAGCCAGUGCCAUCAAAGGUUGGGAUGUCGGAAGUGGCCUGAAAUACCAGCUAACUACAACAGUUUUGUUCAGAGAAUCUGGACCCUCCAAGUUUGCCGGUGACGUUGGCUUUCAAUUAACUGCCGAGCUCGAUGUGUCCGCUGUUUGGAGGGAUCCCAACGAUCCAGAAUCUUUUCUUUUGAAUAUCGAGAUUUCAUCGCCGCAAUUAUUGAUUAAAUCGCGAAAAGCACCAGAACCGGAGGGUUUCGUAGAACAUUCCUCAAGAGUCAAUGAAAUAUCUCAAAAGCCUGUAAUCGUUUUGUGGAAAAAUGGUGAAAUUAAAGCGCUCUAUUUGGAUACGUCCGAGCCGGUGUCAUCGAAGAAUCUGAAACGUGGCUUGGCGAGUAUUUUUCAAUACAAAACUCUCGACGAUGAGAUACGCGAAAAGGAUGCAUCGGGUGUUUGCACGGUUUCUUACGUUUCUUUGGGACCGAAAACCAUACUGAAACGUAAACACAAUUGUAAAAUCAACACUAACGCUUUACCGGCAAAGAAACAACAUCCUAAUUCUAUUCUCGAUGUGAACCUUGUUAGUUAUCGUAAUGUUACGUACGAUUUGUCGCCAUUUUUAUUACCAACGAUUAUAAAGGAAGAGGAAGAACACCAGUUGACUUUGGUGACCAGACCGGAAGUAGGUAGUAUGGUUACGUCGAAGAGAUUAUUAGUAGAGAUUCCAAAAGAUACCAAGGUGGCACAUUUAGAGGCAAAUUCCGUUAAACACGCUGUGGCUCUUCUUCAACCUGGUUACAGAGAAACUGACAUAGAACUGGAAUUGGAACCCUUUACUUGCCCAGAAUCUGGAUGUCCAAUGUUGGAACAAAUGGUCGAAGAUUAUCGUGAGUCUUUAAAUAAUGCGGCUUUGGGAACGACGAAAUCCGCAUCGGCUUUUUUGAAGCUGUUACCUCUAGUCAAACGAACGUCCACCGAACAAUUAGUAAAAUUAUUAAAGAGUCCACGUUAUCGACAGCUGAAGACGCAACUUUUGGACCUUUACGGCUCGACCUCGACGCUAGCAGCACAUCAAGCUGCUAUGAAGAUACUCAGGCAAGAUGAGACAGGCGAUGAUACUGAGAGAUAUCUUUGGGCCUUGUCCAUGUCUCCAACUCCGGAUGCUGAUAUAGCCAAGGAUAUUCUUAGGCGAUCGGAAGAGACCAUGCAAAAUGAUAAACUAUCGGAAACGUACGCUUUAACAGCAGCAGCGAUUGCAAGACAUUGCGGAACCUCGGCUGUGAUAGAAAAGGCACGAUUUAGUUUAGAAUUAGGUUUAGAUAGUUGUACGGGAGAAGAAUGUAAGAUAAAGUUUCUACGAGCUCUUAGAAAUUUAAAGAGUAAGGAAGCCAUUCCAAUACUUUUAAAAUACGCCGAAGAUAAGAGUUCUGCUACAAGUAUCGUAGCUUGGCGUGCAUUAGCAGCACUACCACGUGAAGAUAUAACGUCCGACGUUAAGGAAGCUGCAUUUAAGACGUUUUAUCAGAUCGGUAAAUCUAAGAGAGACAGCAGCGCUCGUACUCUCGCAUUGGAUAUCAUUCUAGAAAGUGGACCGUCCAAGGAAGAACUUCGAGAACUCGUCGAGUCUUUAGCCAGUAACGAUCUGGCAUACGAGAUACGUAAAUAUAUGAGUCAACGUUUUGAACAAUUAUCUGAAAAAAAUCAAACGUUCGCACGUAAUCUGAAAGAGAAUUUCGAUGAACUUCGAGGGAAGGUUAACAAUUAUCAUGUGUUAGCUCAAAAAGGAUUGAGUACGGCGUUUUCACGAAGUUUCUUGAAAUCAAGGGGUAGUAAUGGAUCUCUCGUAACCAUUCAAGAAAUAAACGCUGGAUUAUUGAAACGUGGUAUAGUAAACGUGGUAUUGGAAACCGGUGAACACGAAGAGACAAUGUUUUCUCUUGGUCUUUUCGCUCGUGGUCUUGGUAAUUUCGUUUCUUCGAAUCAAGAUGAGAAUGCAGACGCCGACGACGAAACAGCUACAGCUGGAAUGGAGAUCGAUUUGUUAGGUGUCGGUAUAAGGCCUUUCGUGUUCUUCUCAGGUCAAGGAGAAUUGAUGGGACACGUUUGGUCCGGAACGGCAUCCGAAAGAACGCCAGCUUUCCAAGCGAUAACAUCUCUGCACAGUCACAGCGAGUUCAUACCACUUACAGCUGGUUUCGUAAACGAGAUGGAUGUUCAAGGUGCCAUGAGUUUCGAUCUUGCCGGACAAAUUCAAUUGAGUCUUUGGUCGAGAAACGCUCAUUCCUUGGUAGACAUGAGUGCUGGUAUCGUAAUUCAAGGUGGUAGCAAGUUGCGUUCGAAUUUCGUCCAAAGCAUGACAGAAUAUUCGUUGACAAUGGAACCGAAAUUGGAGCUAACCACCGACGUAGAUUUUUCGGGUCAAGUCUCGCUUUGCAUGAGACUCAGCCAACCGGACACAUUGAUCAAACAACAGAUCUACAAAAUCGAGAGGAUACCCAACAGCAGGCACAGAUUACGAAAAACGCGAAGAAUAAAACUCUUCUCCCCUGGCAGAUCGUACCUGCUUAACAGAAAGAACAACGAAAUGUGUUCUAAAGUGUAUAGCUAAGAAAUAAUCUAUAAAUCGAAAAUCGAAAUGAAGACUUUACAUCGACGAUGAUGUCGCGCAAUAGGAUAUUUAAUUCACACGAACAACAAAGAGACUAAAGAUUAUUUGUAUGUAUAUGAUCGUGUGCGCGCGUGCGCGUAAGUUAACCCUAUCCUUUCUUGUUUUGUUUUCUACUGUUCGUCGUCCGCCAAGGAUGCUAUUUAUAAACGUGACAUGUUUGUAGAUAAGGGUUAAAAUUUUAUUAAUAAAAAAAAUAUCUAAAGUUAUAA
Messenger RNA from Vespula pensylvanica (western yellowjacket), 3235 nucleotides. RefSeq names its product microsomal triglyceride transfer protein large subunit (gene Mtp). The coding region runs from base 273 to 2966 and encodes 897 amino acids. Gene Ontology annotation, biological process: lipoprotein metabolic process; lipid transport. Lineage: Eukaryota; Metazoa; Arthropoda; Insecta; Hymenoptera; Vespidae. Gene Ontology annotation, molecular function: lipid binding. The transcript is spliced from 6 exons. The record is from RefSeq and is a predicted model, not a curated record. Gene Ontology annotation, cellular component: basolateral plasma membrane; Golgi apparatus; endoplasmic reticulum.